GUCGUGAGUUAGAUAAUUUUUUUAAUUGCUGCAGCGGAAUACUUUGUAUUCUUAAACAAAUUUGUAUUACACGACAAAAUUGUUUAAUUCUAAAAAAUGGACGCAAAAUAAUAACGAAUGUGCUGAAAACAUACGCUUUUUUCUAAAAUUCUGAAUCUCUGUGAAAUAUUUAUGUGUAAUAAAACUUUUUACUUCUAGAAAAUAUAUGAGUAAUAGCAAAUUUUACGAAUCUAUUACAACGCUAUUAGAGCGUUCUAGUACUAUUUUUAUUAUUUUCCUACUAUAAAAAAACAAAAAUCAGCAAAUGAAAGAAGAAAUUUCCCAAGUCUAAAAGAAAGCUUUUAUUUCAUUAUACGAAAAUCUGCUAACUCCAUUUAUCAUGAUCGAUUUAACGAAAAUGAAGAUCCAUGUUUGUGCUGUUCUCCUCACUCUAGCGAUUUACUUCAGUUUUAUUGAAUUAAGUUCACAGUACAAUAAAGAUCAACUUAAGGAAGACGUUAGGUAUCUUCCAGCUGAAUUUGGCGUCUGGUACAACAUAAAGGAUAAUGGAACGGUAGAGUUAAAUAAUGGGCAAAAAGAACCAACUCAUGUACUUACGGACAUAGAUGGGGAUACAGUGGUUAGCGCAUUAGAAAUAGAUGGGGACAAAAAAAUAGUACGUCCAUUAAUGAUAGACAAACAACAUGUUAAGGUGGACUCCAGAUUUUAUUACAAUUGGGAUGACGAUGAUGCGGCCUUAUAUGAACUCAAUUUUAACGAAGAGCUUGAAUAACAAAUUACUUUAAAUUUCCGACUGCAAAGCCUUUUUAAUUCCGACAUCCGCCCUUUAUCAAGGAGAGAGAAAUCACUGUUUGAUUAAUAUUAUUUUCUAGUGUUAGUAUUAUUUCAUAGUAGGAAAACAGGAUAUAUUGGUUUUAUUGUUUACACGGAAUUAUUUAUAAAUUAUUACACGGCUUACUGGUUUCAUGGAAAUAAUUUCGGCACAGCAGCAGCGCCACCUACGGUACAACAAUUAUGAGUAGGCUUCGCAUAGCUGUUAUACGCUUUUGGCGCAGAGGACGCCCCAGACUAGUUCUCCCAACUAGAUUUUAGGGUAUUGAUGAGCAUGCGUGAAUAAACGCCUUUUAUUGGCACUGCUUGACGCAUGCGCAGUAGUGCACCGGAACAUCUUCAGUAUCACAUAGCUAAACGGCGCAGCAAGUAUGCCAAACGAAUGCAUAACAUUCGUCCCAGCGAUUGGUAAAACUGAUGUGCUAGUAGGAAGGUGCAUAUAAAUUUCCAUAUAAACAAAUAUGUACCAUGAAUUAUGUGCAAACGACUUCUUAAAUUCUUAUUAGAUGUGACUUUUCUUUGAAUGUAUAAUUUCAAGUUGUAACAAUUUUCCUGUAAAUUAAUUCUAACAUUUUAAUUUGAAUUCGCCUGAAAAAUAAUCUUUUGUAAUGAGAAAAAUUUAUUUGUAGAUUAAAGAAAUAAAUGGAUUUAAUACGA
Molecule: messenger RNA, 1488 nt
Organism: Belonocnema kinseyi
Lineage: Eukaryota; Metazoa; Arthropoda; Insecta; Hymenoptera; Cynipidae
Exons: 3
Coding region: 380-772 (130 amino acids)
Source: RefSeq, a predicted model, not a curated record